AUUCUGUAAAGCCAAUUAAAAGAUCCAUCGAAAAACAAUAAUGUCGGUAAAUCAUACGGCUGCAGGAUCCCCUUAAAUUAAGUCCUAAAUUUCACCGCCUCGAAAUAAUCCAGAAUAAAGCCAUUAGAGCCUGCUUGGGCUACCGAAUUUCUACCCCCAUCAAUACCAUGUUCGCAGAAGCUAAGGAGCCGCCUCUUAAACUUCGUCUCAAAUUCCUGGCGGCGAAAUACCUAAUCAAAACAAUGUCUAUUACCGAUCACCAGGUUUCGGAAUCUAUGUUUCAACUAGCGCUUACAUCCCGAGAAUAUCCUGCGGGCUUGACACAUUGUCGAGAAAAAUUUUCCCUCUUCGAUUUAUUCCGACAACUUAAAUCCCUCCGACCUUCGCUACACACUGCAGUAGCCCCCCCUCCCUUCCAACAUUCCUAUCAAACUAUCCUCUUUACUCCCAUACUCUAUCAUCCGGAACAGGAUUUUAUUGACCUUAUUGAUCAAGUCCCCAAAUCCACCGUACAAAACCUAUUCCUUCAAGCGUUUGGUCCCAUUAUGCGAGACUCCAUUGUAUUUUAUACGGACGGUUCCAAGAUGGGUUCGGCAAAUUGGGUGGGAGCCGCGUGCUUCUCGCCACAACUACAACGCAGUCUGAUGUUUAAACUCCCAGCUCGAGCUUCAAUCUUCACAGUUGAAGCUUGGGCCAUAUAUAAUGCCGUUUUACUCAUUUUAGACUUAGAUACUCCCAAAUUCACCAUUGUCUCAGAUUCAAAAAGCGUCUUGGAGGCGCUUACAAAUCCUGUCACGUGUCGCUCAAAUUAUUUAAUUCCUCUAAUUAAAUCCAAAAUUAUUUACGCACAAGAGCGUGGGAAAAACAUUCAGCUAGUGUGGAUUCCCUCUCAUAAAGGUAUCAUGGGAAAUGAGAUUGCUGACGAAUUUGCCAGAAAGGCUAUCAGAUCAGGUAUGGAAUCUCCAGCAUUUAAACUACCACAUUCCGAUCUUUUUAUAGAACAGAGAGAAAAGCUCGCUACGGAAUUUCAUAAUUAUUUAUUUAGUAGAGCCAGAUACAAGGGAAAUCAUUUUUUUCAAAACAUCUAUGUCAACUCCUCUAAGCUCUAGUAUUAUAAAUUAGGACUGAAACGAGAUACUAUAGUCGCGAUCUCCAGACUGAGAGCGAACCACUACAACCUCAAUUACAGCCUGUAUAGAAAAAACAUUAUUGACGACGGCUCAUGCGCUUGCGGCGAACAAAUUCAAGAUAUCACCUAAUUUUUUAUUGGCCUCUAACAUUUAACUGGGCUUCGAGUCUCCGGCUCGCAGUAACAUCACUCAAGGGCCCUUCCUGCAAUUACAUAUUUCCUAUUCUGAAAAAACCUACCAACAAAAUUAGCCGCUUAAUCAUGUCCUGCAAAGCAGCCAACAUUAAUUUGUAAAUGCGCGCGUCUCCCGCGAGCACAAAUGGCCUCUGUUCCCCUCCAUAUUCUCUUUCUCUCCCUUCUUUAGAGGGUCUCUAGGUAGGACUAUAAAUCGCGGAAUACAGGUAGGUAGGUAGGUAUUCGGGUAGGCAGGGACAAGGGGGAUUAAAUUCGAUAGAAAAAAUUGUAAACAAAAUAAAAG
Molecule: messenger RNA, 1607 nt
Organism: Temnothorax curvispinosus
Lineage: Eukaryota; Metazoa; Arthropoda; Insecta; Hymenoptera; Formicidae
Exons: 2
Coding region: 168-1109 (313 amino acids)
Biological process (GO): DNA replication, removal of RNA primer
Molecular function (GO): nucleic acid binding; RNA-DNA hybrid ribonuclease activity
Source: RefSeq, a predicted model, not a curated record